Molecule: messenger RNA, 1384 nt
Organism: Drosophila simulans
Lineage: Eukaryota; Metazoa; Arthropoda; Insecta; Diptera; Drosophilidae
Exons: 5
Coding region: 191-1048 (285 amino acids)
Source: RefSeq, a predicted model, not a curated record
UCAACUUCGGAUGCGGCCUUAUAAAAGGAAGCGGCUCCGCGAGUCAACCACGCAGUGUUCAACAAGUAGUAGGUGCAACAGUUGACAGAAUUCCGAUUCUGAUUCAAACGGUUUCCAGGAAUAUAUUUUAAAAGACGUCCACAUCGCCAACGACCCGCGCACUAAUCCCGAGCUCAUCCGCAGAGGCUGUAUGAACAUGAAGCCUGACAUCCUAGCGCUCUGCAUCCUGGCUACCACGAUCCUGUGCAGCAGGACGCGUCACGUCGCCGGCUUCCUGACUGCGCAGUCCACCGCCAGCGGAGGAGCACGCGGAGCAGACGGUGCCAAAGUGGGUGACCACCAGGGCGUGGCGUCCGGACCACAACGUCUGCAUUUGCCGAUUCUAGCGGUCGGGGGCGGACCCGUUCGUCAAGGACCCGCUUUGCCCGGCGACGUCCUGGAUGCCCAGGAGCGAGCUGUUUACGAUCCCGGCGAUGAAUUACUCCGCGCCCAGGAGCUCGGAUUGGCGGUGGUUCCUCAAGGCCCCGACUACGCCGAUGCGGUGUACAACGAACUCGAGCUGGCCAGCAAGUUCGAGGUGCUCAAGAAGAUGGAGGAGGAUUUGCGGGCCGAGCAGGAGUUGGUGGACAAAUCCGCUUUGCUCAUGAAAAUGCUGGAGGAUCCCUCAUUGGAAACCUUGCCCUUGGUUUACGUGGAGGAGGAGGAGCCGGAGGCCGUGAUUCCUUCCGGCGGAGCCGAGGACUACGCCGACUUGGAGAAUGCCGUUCAGGAUUUGGUUUUGGGCCAGAGCAAAUCCAAGCGUUCGCGCUACUAUCGAAGGUAUCCGUGGAAGCGCCACAACAAGAAUCGCGGUUCUUACAUGAAUUCUAUCAACAGCAACUAUGAACCGGAAUUGCGGUAUGCCUGCACACCUAGUAAGGAGGAUAUAUUCAAGCUGCUGGUCAAUCUGCACGAGAAUCGCAAGGGCAAUCACAGCAAGACGGUUAACUUCUGCAAUCGGAAGCGUCCGGCCAAGGCGGUCUUCACCAACAUUAGGUUCCUGGGCUAAGGCACAGGAUCUGGGAUGGAAGCCAUUAGACCACACAUACAGACACGACACUGACAGACACAUAUGUAUACCAAGCAUCAAUUGUACAUUGCUGACAAAGUCGAGCGCCAAACUGGAGAACAACAAGCACUAACAAUUAGCCUAACUAAUUUACUAACUACUUACUACUUAACUACCCGGCUAAACGAGCUAAACGAGCUGAACUAAAAAUACUUCGUUAUCUCGCUGGGCUAGAGACCCUUGUGAGCCUCCCCUAAUUCCAAUUGUAGACAAUUAAAAAACUUUUAUAACUCUCAAUGUGUUGUAUAUACUAACGAAAUAAACAAAGUUAUAGUA